Rhea pennata is the source of this 2019-nucleotide messenger RNA. RefSeq names its product nuclear factor 7, brain-like. Gene Ontology annotation, cellular component: cytoplasm. Lineage: Eukaryota; Metazoa; Chordata; Aves; Rheiformes; Rheidae. The transcript is spliced from 7 exons. The coding region runs from base 58 to 1338 and encodes 426 amino acids. Gene Ontology annotation, biological process: protein ubiquitination. Gene Ontology annotation, molecular function: ubiquitin protein ligase activity; metal ion binding; protein binding. The record is from RefSeq and is a predicted model, not a curated record.
CGGGCCGGGCCGAGGGCUGAAAGUUCGGAGGCUCCGGGGCAGGGAGCGCGCGGCGGGAUGGCCGGCAGGAGCCCGGAGCAGAGCCUGCGGGAGGAGCUGACGUGUGCCAUCUGCUGCGAGCUCUUCGCGGAGCCCGUCAUGCUGGAGUGCAUGCACCACUUCUGCAAGGGCUGCAUCCAGAGCUACUGGGCCAGGUGCCCCCGCGCCACCUGCCCCCAGUGCCGCCGCCACUUCCCCGGCCGCCAGUUCCGCCCGCACUCCCUGCUGGCGGGGCUGGUGGAGACGGUGCGGCGCUGCGGCGCCGAGGAGCGCCGGCGGCACGCACAGAGGAACCUGGAAGACGCCUUGCAGGCUCGUCGGAGGGAGAUGGAGGACUUCUUGCAGAGGAAGCAUGCGGUGCAGGAGGACAUCUGCAGCCUGACGAAGGUGUCUGGGGAGCUGCACUGCAAGAUCCGAGCAGAAUUCACCCGACUUUACCAGAUCCUGGAGGAAGAGGAGAGGGCUGUGUUGGCAGCACUGGGCAAAAAGGAAGAGCAGUUGCUGGCAGGAUUACACGGGCAUGUCCAGCAGCUGGAGGAAGGAAUCUCGGAGCUGCAGAGGGACAUAGAGCACAUGGAGCAAACCCUGAGCAAGAUGGGAGAGAUGUCGUUGCUGGAGGUGGAGAGCCUGGAUAUCAGGCCCUCGGUGUGCAUCGAGACCCAGCCUGCCUUCAACCUGGAGCACUACCGGGACAGCCAUGGGGGCCCCUUGCAGUACAUCUUCUGGAGACGGAUGCUGCGAUCCAUCUGCCCCGCUCCUGCCGCGCUCACCUUCAACCCCAAAUCUGCGCACCCCAACCUGGUCUUCUCCAGAGACUUGACCGCAGUGACGGAGAAAGAAAGAGCCCAGCCAGUCCCCCACAGUCCCCAGCGCUUCCAGCAGUGUGUGAAUGUCCUGGGCUCGCGGGCGUUCGACAGCGGCCAGCAUUACUGGGAGGUGUGGGUGGGCAGCAAAACCAAGUGGGACCUGGGGGUGGCAGCAGAAGCUGUGGACCGGGCAGCGAAGGUCAAGCUGUGCCCAGAGAACGGCUACUGGACGCUUCGCCUGAGGAACAAGACAGAGUACUGGGCCACCACCACGCCCUGGGUGCGCCUGGCCCCGCAGCAGCCCCCCCGGAAAGUGGGGGUCUUCCUGGACUGCCACGAGGGCACCGUGGCCUUCUUCGAUGCCGGGGACAUGUCUCACCUCUUCACCUUCCGGCAGGUCUCUGCAGAGAGAUACUGCCCCUUCUUCAGCACCUGCUUCAGCGACGGGGGGGACAACGUGGAGCCCAUGCGCAUCUGCCACCUGGUCCUGUGAGGGCAGAGGGAGGAGAUGGGGAGCAGCAUCCCACGCACGCCGUGGGGACGCCGCUGUCCUGGCUGGGCUCCCGCGCUGCUCCUGGCUGCUGCUGUUUGAGGCCGUCACUCCGUAGGAGCAUCGUGCUGGAGGCUCUGCGGGCUGCCGUGCGGUGGGCAGGGAGACCGGCCCCGCGCCCAGCCACCUGGUGACAUCGGAGAGGCUCUUCGUUGGCUUCUGGCAGAGAGACAGCAGAUGCAUCACGUCCCCUUUGUGGCUCUGGUGUCCCUCUGCUGUGCCGUGGUCUGCAGAUCCGGCCUCGUGCCCCGGCUGGCGUGCGUUGGAGAACAGCCUGGGAAAGUUGCAGGAGCUGCAGGACAAGAGGGGAAGGUGCUGCCGGCCCCACGGCUCUUCGCUCGUGGAACCCGCGGAGGACGAGGAGAGCGUUCGCAGCGCAGCGGGACCCGUUACGGAGCGCCGGACGCGAGCGGUGCCUGCGAGGGCCUGCGGCCCCGCUCGCCGAUUCCCGAACGCGGGCGGGAGGAUCCGCUCCGCGCUCCCCCGGAGGACGGGGUCCGCUCCCGGCAGAGGGAGCUCUGCGUUCAGCCGGAGCACGGCCGGGCCCUGCUGCGCCCCGGGGGCCGGGGACCCGCUCCCCCGGCCCCAGCCGCUCUGCCACCAUUAAAGCUUGUUCAGAAGGCC